Messenger RNA from Durusdinium trenchii, 2138 nucleotides. NCBI's taxonomy places the organism in Eukaryota, Dinophyceae, Suessiales, Symbiodiniaceae. The record is from the annotation of a GenBank genome assembly.
GUUUGAGCUGCGAGUGACUCAUUGCUCAAGCCGCUCGUGUGGCGGACCGGGUCUCACAACGGACGCAGCUCGAGCUGCGCGCGGAAGACGGUGUCGCAGAGGGUGCCGGAGCUUGGCGCUCGGGUGGUUGGCGAGGUAGACUUGUCCGGUGGCUUGACUGAGUUCGUUGGUAGGCACAGUAUCUACCGCAGCCAAGAACCAUUAAUUAAGUUAAACAAUAUCUUCGGGAUUUAGGUUGCUUUUAUUCCUACUGUACCACUUGUGCAGAAUUUGAGCUUCUAUGGUUGGGUGGUCGUAGAGGGCAGGAUUGCACAAGAGCUUCAAAGACAUGAGGGCCAUGGUAUGAAGAGCAUCGAGUGGCGUCAGAAGUUUGGUGAUUUUGACAACCAUCGGAUGCACCUCAAGCACACACCCCUUCGGAAUGCAACCCCCUCGGCGUGGGUGGACGCUUCGAUUUCCUAUAGCUUGCUCCACCUCACCGUCUCCAACGCUUUCUUCGCAGCCUUUUGUGUUUCACUGCACCUGUUUCGCCGCGGAGCGUAGCUCUGCGCCUCAUGCGUUUUCCGGCUGUGGUGGACAAGGCAUUUGCUGAAGUCGAACGUCAAUACGGAAGCAAAGAGGAUGCGAAGCAAGCCAAGAAGCGGAUCCGGGAACAGUUCCGGCAGGCCGCUCACUGCUUGGAAGCAAGCUCCAACCUCAUUCAGUGGUCAGCCGAGCAGGUCAUGCAAAGCCUUGCGGGUGAAGCCUUGCAACGCUUGGCGGUCCAUGAUUGGUUCGAUCAGGUGGACUGGGCCUGGGUCCUGGCGGCCUUCGCCGCCGAGGCGACGCCCCACCUGGGCAGCGAGGAGCAGCUGCGACCGGUGGCGAUCCGCGCUGUUCAGCGCUGGCAAGCACGGAAAGAAGAGCAGAAGCUUCUCCUCUUUGGGGAGUGUCGGAAGCCGAAGCUCUUCGCGCCAGGAACUCAGAGUGAGCAUGUCAAGGAGCUCUUCGCCAAGUUUCAAGGAGAUGCUCCGACCAAGAUGAUGAGCAAAAGGAAUCAGCUGCACCUGGACAGUGGCUACAAGGCGCAGAAGCCUCGCGCCAGAGGGGAGCCAAAAGGUGCAGAUGAUGCAAGAGAGAUUGAUAUUGACUUGGGCUUCCUACAGGAGGUGGAUUCCCUGGGCGUCUCCUUGCAGGAUCUGCAGGUCGAGUCCACCCUUCCUUCGGGACGUUCCCGUGAUUUGCUCAUACCGGGAGAUGUUGUGACGAGGGUGAAUGGCAUCCCAGUGAGAUCUCACCAGGAAUUCUGGCGCGAGGUCGAACGGGCCAAGCCUGGACGUGUUCGGGUUUGCGUUUUGCCUGGCUCCGCGCAGUCGAAGCCUCCACCGCCGCCGAGUAGCACAAAGCCCCCGCCGGUGGCACCGCUGGUGGCACCGCCGGCCGACCCCAAGUCGCGGCGAAAAGUCUCGGCAGUGGCACCGGCGAUCGAGAAACUGGUGGAUCCAAAGGCUGACUCAGGGCCUGGUGUUGUCCUAGAACCAGAACCUCAGUCGUCCAGUGUCCCUCAACUGGGUGCACUUCGACAGGAGGGUGCCAUGAUUGUUCUCAACUGCGAGGACAUUGGCAGUACAGCCAGCAAAUGCACAGUUUUUUGCCCAAAGGGUGACAGACCGCAUAUGCCAUUCCCGUGGGACGCUAUCAGGUGUGCGAUCCGCUUCUACGAGGAGUUGGGCUUUUGGCCGCAGCCCGUCUGCCACCAGGCGACGAUGCAUCGGCAUCCUCCGCCUGCGGAGCUCAGGCCGAAAUUAGUGCAAUGUCCGGUCAUGGAUGAUGAUGGACGCCAAGAAGGCCGCGGUUCCGACCGCAUCUUCGUGGUGAACUUGGCCAAGACCUACGCGUGUCCCUUCGUGGACAACAGCAACUACCGGGAACAGGUUUGGUCUGGCCACGAGAUAUGGCCCUGGCUACAGAAAGGCGGCCUAGCUCAGAAGGUGGAAUACAUCUUCGACAGCUUUGGAGAGUUUUUGCCCUCCAGGGAGGUGGCGCCUCAACCGCGCGGCCAAUCCUCCAGCGGCCGACUCCGGAUCCCAUGGUCUGAGUAUGGUGGGCGUUAAUGAACCAAGCAUAGUGUUCGAUGACCUCCAGCAGGCAUUGACAAA